Molecule: messenger RNA, 3606 nt
Organism: Uncinocarpus reesii 1704
Lineage: Eukaryota; Fungi; Ascomycota; Eurotiomycetes; Onygenales; Onygenaceae
Exons: 3
Coding region: 1-3606 (1201 amino acids)
Biological process (GO): silent mating-type cassette heterochromatin formation; rDNA heterochromatin formation; regulation of transcription by RNA polymerase II
Molecular function (GO): zinc ion binding; sequence-specific DNA binding
Source: RefSeq, a predicted model, not a curated record
AUGGAGGAAAGCGAUGGCAUCUCGGUUCAUCCUAUGAGGCGUGAGUUGUCCUGCAUUCCACCGCCCAACCAAGCCCAUUUUCUAACUCUUCCUCCAGUCAAGGUUCUCUACACAUUCGAUGAUGAAAGCAAAACCAACUGCCUUGCACGAUGGCCUCAUUUACUUGACAUUCAAACUGCCUUCUUAGAUGAGGAAACGCAGGUUGGAGUUAUCGAACUAAAGACUUGUAUUCAAGCCAUUGUAUCUGCAAGUCCCGAGCUGGUUGCAAAACUUGGUCGAGACUAUACGGUUUAUGCCUAUGAUUAUUCCGAAUACGAGACACCAUUGGUGGGACAAGGGAUGUUAUCAUGGGUUUUGGCUUCCGCUUCGCCAACACCCAAUGCCCCCGCGCAUCAGUCGAAAACUAUGGUGACGGGACGUGUUAGCAAGACUGCCGGGCUUUUCGCGAGGGGCGCACAAGAAACAUUGGAAGUGAAACUAAAAUUGGUCCCAGUACCCACGAUUCUUCAAAGCGAGUAUCUAAACAGCAUGCAAAAGUACAGAGAAUUGAGCUCUGUGAUCCCUCAAGAUUUCGAUUCACAGGCUUGGACGAACUUCAUCCAGGCGAAUCCGGGCUUGUUCGCAGGCAGCAACACGCAACAGGCAGCAGAGCGUGACACACCAGGUGUGAAUAGGUCAGGGAUUGAGAAUGUCCACCGAAUGUUAAGCGAGGGAUCAACGCCACACGACUUUUCCAAUUUGAAUAACUUCCGCGCCGAUUCGCCAGCCCACUUCACGAGUGCUGUGCCAAGUCGAACGUCGACCCCUGGACUUGCAAGACCUGUUACUCAGUCACAAAAAAGAGGCGCUGAGGAAACAUUCAGACCGUCUUCUAGAGGAUCUGUUCACAAUGUAAAUCCUAGCAUACACCGGAGAGGGUCUGUCAUGUCCGGUUACGGGAGUUCGGAUGAAGUUCCCGAAGGCCCAGCACAAAAGAGAGCAAAACUCAUGAAGGCUGAUCUGGAUAAGACGAAUUUGAACAUUGAGCGACAGCCAGGAUCUCUUCGCGUUGCUGCUAGCACUGCGGCUUCCGUGAGAAUACAUCGGCCGACACCUUUGAAUCCUAACAGUCAAGGAAACCAACCUUCAAAUGAUGAUCCAAUUCGCCCACCUACGCCUGUUCCAUCUAUGGCCAACGCGCCAAAUCGCCGAGGAGCUCGUCCCGCUCAAAGUGGGCUUCGACGACAAUCAUCAACCUUUAGCCAGCCUUCACAGGCAUCCUUGUAUGUAUCCGAUGACCGGCGUCCAUCAGAAAUGACAACCAUAUCUCCACCUGAUGAGCAACGUUUUGCAGUGUACUCCGAAACACCGUUUAAUAUGCCUUCCUCACCACCUGUCGUAGACACGACAUGCCCACAGACUUCUAGCCCCGUCCUCCCACCAUUUCCUGAUCAAGACUCCGGGUUUAUGAGCGGGAACAUCGAAGCUCUCGACGAUGAUCAUGUCAAUAAUGAAUAUAAUAAUGUGCAACGGCAGAAUAGCAUGGUUGAGGCAACUAAUUCGCAAAUCCUCUCAAGACCUGGAAAUCAUUCUUCAAACGGAUACCAGUACCGCCAGAUUAUGAGUGAUGGCAUGGCGCCAAUUGGCAAUACCGCAUCCACGCUUCCGCCCCAGCCAAGGAAAGCAACAGGUUCCCGGCCUUCUUCGAGAGCUAGUAUUAGGACUUCGAAACCACUCGCUCCAGCUCCAGCACCAGCUCGACCAGCAACGGCAGGCAAUGCCCAACUCUCACUUCCUCCAGUUCCUGCAAGCGACCCUGUACACCUUGCUCAACAACAACAAACCAACCCCCAAGCCUCGUCAUGUCCGAUGAGUGAUAUGGCCACAGUUUCCACCCCUGCACCUAUAGGCGUCUCAGACGCUAGGAUUAGAAGUGGCGCUGGGGCAAGGCGUGUGAAGCAAGUUCAAGCACGUCUAGACCAAUGCAUCAAACAAGGGACGGUACCCCCAUAUUGCGAGAAUUGUGGAGCUAUUGAAACCACGACAUGGAGACGAGCUUGGUCUAAAGUUAUCGAAGGCAGUGCAGAGGACGCGAACGCCUCUAGAAACGAUCCUGGAAUGCUAUUUUGGGAAGCGGUCGAUACCGAAUCCGAUGGGGCGGUGACCUCGUACAAACAAUUCAAGAAGUCACUAGCUAAUGAGGAUAAGGAUUAUAUUCAGCUUCUGCUUUGCAAUCCCUGUGGACUAUGGCUUCAUAAGUUCAAGAACAUGCGCCCAGAAAAUAAAUGGAACAAACCUCCGCCGAAAGACAAGAGGAAACGGAAAUCUAAUAGGAGACCUCCAGCGGUCCCCGCAGCCUCAACCCGCUCACAGAUGAGACUUUUGGCGGCCAAACGCUCGGAAUCCUCCCCACCACCAACGGAAGCUUCGUCUCCCAACGAUGAACAGACCACGCCAAAAAACGGGAAGGGCUUGGGAAACAAUCGUGUUUCCCAGUGCCGUUCAAGUACCAGGAGAGCUAAUAGCGCAGAACCGCAAAAGUCGACGACUAAUAACGAUCGUUGGAAACAGGAAGAUGCUUUUGAAGCACUCAGACGAGCCAUCCAAUCCAGCCCAGCGAGGAACCUAGAAACGCGCAAUAACUCGUUUAUGGAGCCUAAUCUUACACCUAAACCUGUUCGAAGGACUUUAUUCCAAUCGUCAAAAGAUGACAAUGCCAUGAAAACCCUCACCGAGGCUUUAGUCAACAGUGUGAGACGUAGUCCCCGAUCGAGCCCCAAAAAGUCAAAGCAGAACACCAGCCCAAAAGGAAAAUCACAACUUCCGGAUGAUGGCCUUGAUCACCUUUUUGAAGGAGGGGAGGAUGGGCUUUUCGACCUGGAAACCCCAAACAGCCCAAGCCCAAAACAGAAAGACCGCUCAAACACACAAACUAUCAAUAAAGAAAAUUUGAAUACACCGUCAAAAGCGCCAAAUACCUCUAGAGAACAACAAACCUUAGGGCAAGCAAUCGAUGCCGGUAAAAACCCGAGCGGCGAAAGUGGCAUCUCAUCCUUCUGGAAUAGCCCAAAUUCAAGAAGCUUUGAGACAAUUGAUGGCUUGGUUUUGAACAUUUUUGAGUCGGACCAAGAAUCCCUAGCGCAGACCGAUGCUUUUCAAUCUUUCGUACCGUCAAAACCUGCAAACGGGGCUUGGGCCGACUGGGAUGCGUCUGAUUAUAUCUCGCCAAAAACUUCAGAAGGAGCUGAAGGACUAGCAGAUAAACAAGGACAGAAUAGCACUGCAUCUAACGAGGACAAUACGCGAUUUUCGACAUCCCCUGGCCUUUGCAAUGAAGACGCACCUAACGAGGUUUCAGACUCCCGGGCCAACGAAGAAGCGGAACUCAGAUCUCUUCUUCUAGCAUCUACCAGCGAGUAUAUGAGAUUCAAUGAUGCCUCGGGCAUUUCGGACUCCGAUAUUUUUGACCCUGCCUUGGUGGAUCCAGAGUUGUUGAACAGCAUGUGGGACAAGGAUGACAUUCUUACUUCCCCGUCCAGCAGCAAGGGCACUGGUGUGGAACAAUUUGACGCUGAAGUUAUUUCGGCAAUUAUCCAGGAGGUUACUAGUAAGACUGGUACUACCUAA